CUCUCAUCCCCGAGCUUCCUAUUUCUCCCAGAAGAGGUCGCUACACUCCACCUUGACAACCGCUGUGUUGUUUGGUCGUAUCCAAGAAGGCUUAGAACAUGUCGAAUGUUUGCUGUUUAUAAUUGAUUUCUAGCCGUUUUAUUAAAUCGUAGAAUGACCGAGUCGCUCUAUAACUAAUCGGGAUACGUUAAAUAACGCCGUAGGCUUUUAAAAUAACGGAAUUAAUGCUAGAUAAACCUUAAUAAGCGGUGAUUACUGGCGGGAGACGAUGUCGUGAUUCUUCAAAUCUCAUUCUUGAUGGAUGGAAAUGGCUUUUUUUUCUUUCGUUCUUCGAAUGAAUUAUGGAUUCAGAUGAAGAAUUGACUCCACGACGUUAUGUCCUUUCCUAUAGAAGACAUGCUACAUCUAUUGGGACUCAUUUCUAUUGACAGAAUGACUGAAAUGAGGUAAAAUUUCGGGGAUACUUAACAAAAAAAAUGGCAUCAGAAUCAGUUAAAGUUAUCGUUCGAUGCCGUCCAAUAAACAAGAGAGAGAAAGAGCUCUCUUGUAAGGUUAUCAUUAAUAUAGAUACGCCGUUAGGCCAAUGCUCAAUUACAAAUCCUAAUGAAAAAGCAGCUCCUCCUAAAAAUUUUACAUUUGAUGGUGCUUAUUUUACUAAUGCCACUACUGAACAAAUUUAUAAUGAGAUAGUUUAUCCUAUAGUAGAGGGAGUUACAGAAGGGUACAAUGGAACAGUAUUCGCGUAUGGACAGACCGGUUGUGGGAAAUCAUUUACGAUGCAGGGUAUACCUGAUCCAGUGACGCAGAGAGGUAUUAUUCCUAGGGCAUUUGAACAUGUUUUUGAAGCGAUAGCGACAUCUGAAAACAAAAAGUAUUUAGUUCAUGCUUGCUACCUGGAGAUAUACAAUGAAGAGAUUCGUGAUCUUUUAGGUAAAGACUGUAAAAAAAAGCUAGAUUUAAAGGAACAUCCUGACAAGGGAGUUUAUGUAGCAGGUUUAUCCUUACAUCCUGUUCACAAUGUUCAACAGUGUGAAGAGAUAAUGGAUAAAGGCUGGAAAAAUCGUUCUGUUGGUGCCACAUUGAUGAAUGCUGACUCUUCUCGGAGUCAUUCAAUAUUCACGAUCCAUCUGGAAACGUUUAAUAUGGAUACUGAUGUUGAUCAACACAUAAGAAAGGGUAAACUUAACCUUGUCGAUUUGGCUGGGAGUGAACGUCAGGCUAAGACGGGAGCCACGGGAGAUCGUUUGAAAGAAGCCACAAAAAUAAACCUCUCACUGUCUGCACUUGGCAAUGUGAUCUCGGCUUUGGUAGAUGGAAAAUCCAAACAUAUUCCGUACAGAGAUUCUAAACUUACGAGAUUACUUCAAGAUUCUUUGGGUGGAAAUACUAAAACGCUGAUGGUGGCUUGCAUUUCUCCAGCCGAUAAUAACUAUGAUGAAACGUUAAGCACACUACGGUAUGCAAAUAGAGCAAAGAAUAUACAAAACAAGCCAAAAAUAAAUGAAGAUCCAAAAGAUGCUCUCCUGAGGGAAUAUCAGGAAGAAAUAGAAAGAUUGAAAUCGUUGUUGAGUGGGCAGGAAACUGUUGAACAAGAAGAAAUUUUGAAGAAGAAACAGGCUGAAGAAGAAAAUAAGGUUGAAAAAUUAAGAAAGGAAUAUGAUGAAAAAAUGAGAGAGUUAAUGUCCAAAUAUCAAAAAGAACAAGAGAGUAAUGCAAAACUACAGAACGACGUCACUCAUCUGAAAGCAUUCUAUCAAGACGAACUGACAAAAGUUACCAAAAAACGAAGUGCCAGUGCAGAGGAAACGUCUAUGACAAAGGAACGUGUUGUAUCUUCUCCAGUUGCAAAAAUUAGCGAGAAUGGCGAAAUUCAGACACAGUGUACAAAAACGUCUGAAGUUGUAGAAGAUAUCGAAGAUCAGCAAUUUAAGUACUGCUAUGGGUUUCUGAAAUCUUUAACAUGUAAUUUAAUAAUGAUAAUAAAAUUACAAAGUAAAUUUCUCUGUGUGAAAAGCUUCAGUAUGAUUCUAUCUUUAAAAUGCAAAAUCUGUUCUUUCCAACAGGAAUAUGAUGAAAAAAUGAGAGAGUUAAUGUCCAAAUAUCAAAAAGAACAAGAGAGUAAUGCAAAACUACAGAACGACGUCACUCAUCUGAAAGCAUUCUAUCAAGACGAACUGACAAAAGUUACCAAAAAACGAAGUGCCAGUGCAGAGGAAACGUCUAUGACAAAGGAACGUGUUGUAUCUUCUCCAGUUGCAAAAAUUAGCGAGAAUGGCGAAAUUCAGACACAGUGUACAAAAACGUCUGAAGUUGUAGAAGAUAUCGAAGAGGAGAAAGUUGUGGAUGUUCAGGCACAAGCUUUAGAGAGGUUACAAGAACUUCAGGAUCAGAUAGUAGGAGGAGAGAAAGCACAUGACAAAGAAUUGAAGGAAAAAAGGGCCAAAAGGAAAACCAUUGCAGAAAAAAGGAUAGCUCUACUCAAAGAAGCAUUAUCUAAAUUAGAUGAUGACGAUAACAUCAUGUUGCAAGUGUACGACGAUAUCCAUGAAGAACUAAAAGCCAAAACUUCUCUCGUAAAAAAAGCGAAGAAAAAAAUCGUUGCCUUGGAAACUGAAAUUGCGGAUCUCCAAAGCGAAUUCGAAGCAGACAGAACAGAUUAUCUGGAGACGAUCCGUCGGCAAGAUCAGCAGAUCAAACUAUUACAGCAGAUAUUAGAUAAAAUUCAACCAUGCCUUCGGAGGGAUUGCAACUAUUCGAACUUGGACAGAAUCAAGGCCGACAGUUGGUGGGAUGAAGAUUCUCAAAAGUGGCACAUGCCAGAUUUACUAAUCAUUCGAACCAAACUGCCUCCUACUGGUAUACAGCCUGGAGGGCGAAUUCCUCCUUCGGCCAACCAGUCAAACCACAACUUUACGGGAUACUUUGAUGAAACCUCGGAAGAUAAAUUUUUACAGAGGUUGGAGAAAAGUGAACAGGAAGAUAUUGCGGGAACGUACUUCAAACCCAAACGACAAGAACAGCUAUUAAAUAAGGUACAUCAAGAAGCCAACCAACCCUUUCAUUCCAUGACGAACGGAACUCGCCGUGAACCACUGGACAACAACUUCUUUCAGUCGUCCUUCAACGGCACACUCAGUAACUCCCUCCCCUCCAAUUUGGGAUACAAUGCUGGCGGCAACGCUUCCCACCAUGACCCCACUUUCCGCAAACCACCCCGCCUGGAAUCUCUACCUGUUGCUAACGAGUUUAUCAAGAAGAUCCGAAAGAAAUCAAAGCCAAACACCGGCAGCAUGGAAUGGCCGAUCUGACAAUUGGAGACCUCCAAUGAGUUUAGGGAGCUUCAUAAAUUACCACCCAUUAGACCCAGAUCCGACGACUCGGAAUUAAAUCGAAAAUAACACAUUGGGCUUCAGUUUUUUUGUUAAGAAUUUAGUAUCUUUGCCCCUCUUUCUAUUGUUUCUUUGGUUUUUAUCAAGCAACCUCAACUCAUUGGCAUAGUUAUUCAUUAGGGUACCUGCACUGCAAUUUAGGUAAUACCUAAUGCAGUAGUGUUGCCAACUGUUUAUAGAACAAGGACUCAUUUCUCGGACAUACAUUAACAAGACCAGUAUCUAGCAACGUGGAAAGUGCCUAAAUUUAAAUGAUUACACGACGUACUUGCAGGAAACUGCAGAACUGUAAAUAUUGUAGAUAGGAAAUUCCAGAAGAGCUUAAUUUAAUAAUUUGUUGUGUUUUUUUUUUUCCUUCUCGAGAUAUUUACGGUUGUUCUUGUUAUGCCGUGGAAGAAGACAAGUAUUUAAUUUUGCGGCCUCGUCUUCCAGUUGAGUCGUUACUGCACUGUCACUGAAACACACUGUAACAAAGGUCUUUCUGUAAAUACUGUAAAUAGUAAUUAUAUUUUAAUUAAUGCAACAUACGGGAGUAAUUUUCACACUGGCUUGUGAGUCGGUGACAGAUUCUAGUCGGUAAGAGACAUUUCAAAGUAUAUUUUAAGCAUCGGAGGAUGGUUCCAGGAGUGCCACAACGGAUCGUUCAGAGCCCCGUCAUCGUUUAUUUUGUUACGUUUCGCGGCCCUAUCUGUGAUAUUUUGAGUGGGCUGCCAUCAAAGCAUUCCUAAUUACAAAUGACCACUUACACUCUAUUUUUGGUACAGAGAGAGUGUUUGCCGUGUUUUGUGCUCCACAGAGCGACUGGGGAAACUGGCACCGGUCCACCAGAACCACCCGAAUUUCUAUCACUCAGGUACACGUCGUCGUCUCAACUCCGCCGGGCAGUCCUCUCAAUUGGUCACACUCGGCAGAGAAGAGAGAGAACCCAUUGUGAUAAAACAUUGUUUUGUUUUGUUAAAAACAUAUUACAGAAUUUCGAACAAAGGUGUGCCAGUGGCAGCUUAGCUAGUCUAGUGGGUCCAGUACAAAAUUAGUAUGCCUUAUUUGUGGGAAAAUAGCAUUAUAACAGAUAACUUGUCAGUUUUUUUGUAAGAAAUAAAACAAUGUUUUGAUAAGAGAAACAAAUGUACAUAUAUAUCACUUUGUGCCUAAAUUGUUUAUCACAAUAAAUUAUGCCUAAAAGACCAGUCUUGUUUCAUGAUCUUGAAAAAUGGAGAUUGUUUUACAUGAUAUUUUUGGACAUUUGAGCAGUUACAGUAACUAUUUUGAAUGCUUUUAGAUGUUGUUUAGACACGCAAACAGGCAAAACAAUGGUUUUAACGUUGGACAUCGUUAAUGGUUUUGGACAUCUGAGCAGUAAAACAUAGGUUCUGGACGAUUUUUACACUUAAGCAGCCAAAAAUUAACUCUCGAAUAUUAUCGCAUGAAUUUUUUUUUCCAUUUGGCACUCAAAAUAGCGAUUAAAGCGUUAAAACGGUGUUUUCAUGCGUUUAAGCAAGUAAAAUUUUUGCCUUAAAUGCCUAAGACGUGUGACGUCUUAGGCAUUUAAGUAGGCAGAACAAUGUUUCUUUAAAUGGGGGGUGACUCUUAAACAGGUUUGCAAGAAGGGGAAGACUAUAAACCUG
Centruroides sculpturatus (bark scorpion) is the source of this 5014-nucleotide messenger RNA. Its product is annotated as osmotic avoidance abnormal protein 3-like. The coding region runs from base 477 to 3308 and encodes 943 amino acids. Lineage: Eukaryota; Metazoa; Arthropoda; Arachnida; Scorpiones; Buthidae. Gene Ontology annotation, molecular function: microtubule binding; ATP binding; microtubule motor activity. The transcript is spliced from 18 exons. Gene Ontology annotation, biological process: microtubule-based movement. The record is from RefSeq and is a predicted model, not a curated record.